AAAAUGAAGUCGCUGCUGUUUUUUCUGUUGGUCAUCCUCUGCCUGGUCGGAAUGGCACCAGCCCGGAGAAAGAAAAGGGAUGUCGAGGUUUGGAUCCGACCAAGUCAAAAUACCUAUAACGACCCAUGCGCCCCUGCAGGAUGCGAAUAAGGGCGAAUAAACUUAAUGAAGUCGAUCAUUAAUAAAAACUGUGUGACUUUA
Molecule: messenger RNA, 201 nt
Organism: Drosophila mauritiana
Lineage: Eukaryota; Metazoa; Arthropoda; Insecta; Diptera; Drosophilidae
Exons: 1
Coding region: 4-150 (48 amino acids)
Source: RefSeq, a predicted model, not a curated record